AUGUUCUGUCUUCGUUCAAGGGUCAUGCCCUCACUCCGGACUCCCGUGUCCAGCACAAUGAACAGAAUCUCCCAAUUCACACAACAACCAACAUCCAGAUCAUUCUCCUCCCUCCUCACCACCCCAACCCGCACCUUCCAACCAAUGCAGCGCUCGUUCCCGACUACGCCUGCUACCCCCACUACAAUGACCACUGCCACUCCCUCCAUUACGUCCCUUCUCGCCCAGCAGUCCCUCGGUCAGAGCCAGACCCGCUCGUUCUCUGCGUCUGCUUCCCUCGGCGUGCGCCGCGUGACUUUCCGGCCGUCGCGACGUGUUCAGAAGCGGCGUCAUGGGUUCCUGUCGCGGAAUAAGACACAGAAGGGUCGUCAGACUAUUAAUCAUCGCCGUUUGAAGGGACGGAAGAAUGUUAGUUGGUAG
Messenger RNA from Penicillium longicatenatum, 420 nucleotides. RefSeq names its product mitochondrial 54S ribosomal protein bL34m. Gene Ontology annotation, biological process: translation. The transcript is spliced from 2 exons. NCBI's taxonomy places the organism in Eukaryota, Fungi, Ascomycota, Eurotiomycetes, Eurotiales, Aspergillaceae. The record is from RefSeq and is a predicted model, not a curated record. The coding region runs from base 1 to 420 and encodes 139 amino acids. Gene Ontology annotation, cellular component: mitochondrial large ribosomal subunit; ribosome. Gene Ontology annotation, molecular function: structural constituent of ribosome.